Molecule: messenger RNA, 774 nt
Organism: Mytilus trossulus (common blue mussel)
Lineage: Eukaryota; Metazoa; Mollusca; Bivalvia; Mytilida; Mytilidae
Exons: 6
Coding region: 1-774 (257 amino acids)
Biological process (GO): transmembrane transport
Cellular component (GO): membrane
Molecular function (GO): ABC-type transporter activity; ATP binding; ATP hydrolysis activity
Source: RefSeq, a predicted model, not a curated record
AUGAAGACGAAAUCAUCCGCAUCAAUGUUAGUUGUUCAAAAUCUGGUUGUUCUUAUGAAGAAUAAGACAAUUCUCAAUGGUAUCAACGCAGUAGCUCAAAGUGGAGACCUCCUAGCAAUUAUGGGCCCUUCAGGUUCUGGAAAAACAACACUUUUAGAUACAAUUGCGGGAAGAGUUCAGGCAACAUCAGGACAAAUAACUUUAAAUGGACACUGUCUUAACAAGCAGCUCAGAUGCAGACUUGGUUAUGUGUUGCAAGAUGAUGUUUUUAUGUCCAGUUUAACUCUCUCAGAAACAUUACAUUUUACAGCAAUGAUUAGCAUUCCAGAGUCUGUCACUUGGAAGGAUAAACAAGCCAGAAUAGUUGACAUAGUGAAUGCAUUAGAUCUGACCAAAUGUCUAAACACAGUUAUAGGUGACUUUGUUGUCCGUGGAUUGUCUGGUGGUGAAAGGAAAAGAGCCAAUAUAGCAUGUGAAUUCCUGACAGAUCCUGAUAUAAUGUUGAUCGAUGAGCCUACAUCCGGACUGGACUCUUCAACAGCCCAUAAACUGAUGAUCCAGCUUAAGAACUAUGCCACCCAGUACAACAAAACUAUAAUAGCUACAAUACAUCAACCGUCUAGUCAAGUUUAUCAUAUGUUUUCAACGUUACUAUUGUUGAUGGACGGCAACGUUGGUUAUUUUGGCAAAGCAACAGAAGCGUUAGAUUAUUUUGAGAGAAUAGGCUAUAAAUGUGCACAGCAUUUCAAUCCAGCUGAUUUUUUGUGUAAGUAA